Messenger RNA from Leguminivora glycinivorella, 1204 nucleotides. Its product is annotated as dTTP/UTP pyrophosphatase. Gene Ontology annotation, molecular function: nucleoside triphosphate diphosphatase activity. Lineage: Eukaryota; Metazoa; Arthropoda; Insecta; Lepidoptera; Tortricidae. The record is from RefSeq and is a predicted model, not a curated record. The transcript has 4 exons. The coding region runs from base 208 to 825 and encodes 205 amino acids.
UAAAAGACGCCCUUGAACUGUCAAUGUCAACCUCAUGUGGAUUUUGGAGUUGUGAGCGGGCUACAAUUAAAAUAAACAAAAUUGAAUUUGAAAAUAAAAAAUAGUGAAGGACGUCUUUAUUUUGUUUAGCAAAUUGAAAAUACAAAGCAUUCUGUAUAUUCUAUUGACCUUUCUGUUAUUGCGAUUCAAAGUUCGAAGGUUAUCAAAAUGUUGCAACCAGUUAUGCAUGUUUUGAAGCAGAAAAAUAUUAUUCUAGCUUCUGGCUCGCCUAGGCGGAAAGAGUUGAUAGAAAAUAUAGGGUUAAAAGUAGGAUUAUGCCCAUCUCUAUUUGAAGAGGACCUUGAUCCUAAAAGUUUUAAGAGUUUCUCGGAGUUCGUGGAGGAGACAGCGCUGCAGAAGGUUCUAGAAGUUGAGAACCGUCUGACCGGACAGGGCAAGGCUCCAGACAUAGUGAUAGGAGCGGAUACUAUGGUGACGCUGGAUGGAGAGAUGUUUGGGAAGCCUACCUCCGAAGCAGACGCUUUUCAGAUGUUGUCAAGAUUGUCAGGGAGAGCACACACUGUGUACACCGGAGUGGUGGUGAAAGCCAAAAAUGAGACAGUGAAGUUCACAGAGAAGACUGAUGUUAUAUUUGGCAAACUGAAUAAGGAUCAGAUCAACGGAUACAUUGCUACUGGUGAACCUAUGGACAAGGCGGGCGGCUACGGGAUCCAGGGCGUGGGCGGCACGUUCGUAGAACGCGUCGAGGGGGACUACUUCACCGUAGUGGGCUUACCUCUCUACAGGCUCUGUGCUGUACUCUAUGACAUGCAUAAAGAUUUAUAGCUAUCUUAGACGCUGUUGAAAUUUUUGAGGCUUCAACAUAAGGAUUAAUUUAGCAAAAAAUAUUGUAGUAGAGAUCUAAAGUCUAAGAAAACAAUGUGUUUCAAUUUGACCUCUGUUUCACGCAAAAUGGGCGCCGGUCGUCGAGUAGCGGAAAAUCGUUUGAAGUUUUUACUAAUAUGAUUUUAUGUAAUAUAAUAUACAUUAAACAGUGAAUAGAUUAUUUCCUUGAUUAUAUUUUGUAUUGUUGAUAACAAAGUAGUGCUGCUGUGAUAACUGAUAACAUUUUUAACGAAUUUGUUGUGGUACAAGUCAUGUACAUUUAUUUGUUUUUAUUUUAUAAGUGAAGAAAUCGUAAACUUAAUAGACAAUUAGUAUGACU